GACGUCAUGGGAAUCCACGAAACCGUCGAAUUACAUAUCGCUGUCCAAAACAAGGCGAGGAGGAAAGGAAGGAAGAGAGAAAGUUAAAGUUUUAUGCGAAGAGAGAGAGAUAGAUAGAGAGAGAGAGAGGGUCUCGCAGUGUCUUCAAGUAUCGUGCAUGCAUUUUGUGCAUCUGUUCGCUUUGCAUGCACAAACACAUGCUUUUUCUCUCUUGAAUUCUCUGUUUCUUUGUCUCUCUCUACAUCCCUCUGUGUGACUCUGUAUCUAUAUAUAUAUAUCUACUUUCUCUUUCUAUUUAUCUAACCGCCCACCUUGUAAAACCUCCAUCUCCGCCGUCACCGACUCAUCUUCUCCGCCGUCACUGAGUUGACUCUCUUUCCGGCACAGAUUCACUUCAGCUCCACCCCACAAGCAUCCGCUCAAUGUGCAUGUGAAUGUCGCCUACGAGGUUUCGUUUCACUGAUUCGCUCAAGAUUCGAUUCUGGGUUUGAUUUGGGUCAAUGGCGAGGAUUUGCAUGAACGAAGCAUGUCGGGCGACGACGACUCCUGAAUGGAAGAGAGGUUGGGGCUUGAAUUCCGGUGGAUUCGCUAGUCUCUGCUACAACUGCGGGUCUGCAUUUGAGAAGUUGGUGUACUGUGACACAUUUCAUUUGGAGGAAUCUGGUUGGAGAGAAUGCAGAUUAUGUGGAAAGCGCGUCCACUGUGGAUGUAUUGCUUCUAAGUAUUUGCUCAAUUACCUGGACUUUGGGGGCAUAGCAUGUAUAAACUGUGCAAACGGUUUGGAGACUUGCUCAGUAAGACCUCUUCAGAUACCAAAAGAUGGUGUUUCUAAUGGAUUUGGCCCAUUGACAACAAACAACCUUGGAGAAGCUCAAUCCUCCUCCUUCAUUGAAAAUAGAACGAGUGGUAUUGUUGUUGAUAAAGGGAAGCUUAUGCAGUUGAGCAAAACUACGAAUGCAAAAGAGCUCAUCCACUUCCCUCUAGCUCAAACAAAUGAUACUAAUGCAUCUAUUGGAAAAGUCAAGCGAGAUGAAACGAUGUUUUCCAUGGGCAAAGUUAGUCCAGCCUUUCCUGAUCCAAUGCAACAGCCUGUUAGAGCAUCUGUUUUUGCUAAACCAGAAAAUAGCAGGCCUAUUAGUGUGAAAGAUGUGUAUGAAUCACUAGCUCAGCCUUCCUUGAGUUUCUCCUUGAACACUCCUUCAGAUACUUCAAAUUCUCUACCACCUGCUCUUGGUGGGAAUGUGCUAGAUAGGGAACAGAAAAAAAAUCCUCCCCUCCAACAAGUGCAAAGGAUGCUCAAUAUUUUGCCCAAGCACCCCAAAACUGGCCUCAGUAUUGGGUCAGAGGUAAACAAUGGAAUGGUUUCUCAGACACGUGUUGCAAGAGCUCCUGCUGAAGGUCGAGGCCGUAAUCAGUUACUUCCGAGAUACUGGCCAAGGAUUACAGAUCAAGAACUGCAGCAAAUAUCUGGAGACUUGAAUUCCAAUAUCGUGCCACUAUUUGAAAAGGUUUUGAGCGCCAGUGAUGCUGGUCGAAUUGGUCGUUUGGUGCUUCCUAAAGCAUGUGCUGAAAUGUAUUUUCCUUCUAUCUCCCAAUCUGACGGCUUACCGAUACAAAUCCGAGAUGUAAAAGGGAAAGAGUGGACGUUCCAGUUCAGAUUUUGGCCCAAUAAUAACAGCCGGAUGUAUGUAUUAGAGGGUGUAACCCCUUGCAUACAGAAUAUGCAAUUACAAGCUGGUGACACUGUGACUUUUAGUCGGAUAGAUCCUGGGGGAAAACUUGUGAUGGGCUUCCGGAAGGCAUUACACUCUAUUGAUAUGCAGGACAGCCAAACAUCUUUUGUUCCUAAUGGUGCUCACUCUGGAGAAACCCUCCCUGCUGGACCUAAUGACAACCUGACAACAAAGCAUGGAGGUGGCAUGGAAGAGGAGUCGUCACACCGGCCAGUGCUGAUCCAAGAGAAGAAGAGGACUCGAAACAUUGGAUGCAAAAGCAAGAGGCUGCUCAUGCAUAGUGAAGAUGCUGUGGAACUUCAACUCACAUGGGGAGAAGCACAGGAGUUGUUCCGGCCACCCCCAAGUGCCAAGCCAACCAUUGUCGUGAUUGAGGAACAUGAAUUUGAAGAAUAUGAUGAACCUCCAGUGUUUGGCAAGAGGACUUUCUUCACAACCCAAGUAUCUGGGGAACAGGAACAAUGGGCUCAGUGCGAUACUUGCUCCAAAUGGCGAAGGCUGCCUGUGGAUGUUCUUCUCCCUCCUAAGUGGACAUGUUCAGAGAAUAUUUGGGAUUUGAGCAGGUGUUCAUGUUCUGCACCUAAUGAGAUGAAUCCAAAGGAACUGGAAAGUCUUCUCAAAGUUGGCAAGGACUUUAAGAGGCAGAGAAUGAGUCCCAAGACUGCCCCAGAAGAUGAGCUGUCUGGCUUAGACGCUUUAGCCACUGCUGCAGUAUUGGGGGACGAUGCAGUAAAUAUGGGAGAGCCAUCUGCAGGCGCCACUACCAGACACCCCCGACAUCGCCCUGGCUGUACCUGCAUCGUGUGCAUUCAGCCCCCAAGCGGGAAGGGCAGGCACAAGCCCACCUGCAUCUGCAACGUUUGCAUGACUGUCAAACGCCGCUUCAAGACCCUCAUGCUGCGCAAGAAGAAACGCCAGUCAGAACGUGAAGCUGAAAUUGCUCAGGGCAGGGAUCUGGCUCCUCCCAAGGAUGAAUAUGAUACAGAAAUGGAGGGGGGGUUGGGACAUGCACCGCUAUAUAUUAACCAACCGGAGGAUGAAUCAAUCCAGAAUAGAGUUCCAAAGAAUGUAGCAGAAACCGGCAAUGGACGACUGGACUUGAACUGCCAUCCUAACCGCGAAGAAGAAAUGCCGGAGAUCCCCUUAAAGCUGAAUGAGCGGAUGAAUGAGGGGCCUUGUUCGCUUCCAGAAGCUGCCGGUGAGAGUGAAGGUCCCUCGCCCGACGACGAAUCCCGCCUUUCAACGUUCACCGGGGAGAAUGUCAACGUUCUUCCUUAGAAUUAAUUAUUAUACAUGCAUAUGUCAUAUAGUUUUUGAAUUAUUAUAGGGGUAGCUGUUUUUCCUUUGAUAUACCCCCAAAGUAUAGAUAGAAUUUGUUCAUAGUUGAAAUAGUGCGCUUUUGAUCUCGUGCUUGAACCCCCGAACCGAAACUGAAACCCGAAACUGUGUGCAAAGAAAUAUACAGUAAUGUUCAAUGUCAAUGUUUGUCUCCCGUUUGUUUGCU
This is a messenger RNA of Diospyros lotus (date-plum), 3237 nucleotides long. RefSeq names its product B3 domain-containing transcription repressor VAL1. The transcript has 14 exons. The record is from RefSeq and is a predicted model, not a curated record. Bases 501 to 3011 code for a protein of 836 amino acids. NCBI's taxonomy places the organism in Eukaryota, Viridiplantae, Streptophyta, Magnoliopsida, Ericales, Ebenaceae. Gene Ontology annotation, molecular function: DNA binding; zinc ion binding.